Pseudomyrmex gracilis is the source of this 3025-nucleotide messenger RNA. RefSeq names its product calcium/calmodulin-dependent protein kinase type IV-like. Lineage: Eukaryota; Metazoa; Arthropoda; Insecta; Hymenoptera; Formicidae. Gene Ontology annotation, biological process: positive regulation of apoptotic process; intracellular signal transduction; protein phosphorylation. The coding region runs from base 179 to 2269 and encodes 696 amino acids. Gene Ontology annotation, cellular component: nucleus. The record is from RefSeq and is a predicted model, not a curated record. The transcript is spliced from 8 exons. Gene Ontology annotation, molecular function: protein serine/threonine kinase activity; ATP binding.
GAAAUAUAGCAGGCAGCAUCGUCUCGGUCACCAAAACACAUCCGUGUGUCGAGAUAGUCUAUAAUUGCUCGUAGCUCACGACAGAUUCAACGAGAAAUUGCGCUUGUUGAAAAGUUUUUUGAAAGAACGGCGGGGCGGAGGUAGCGGUGGCGGCGAUUUGUAAAAUCGCUCGAGGAACAUGAUCCGCGUGGACGAAUCGGAUCCAGUGGGAGAGAUUGAACCCAGCUUCCCUUAUAGAGACGUGACGAUCCGUCGAGAUGUCGAGUUCAAAGACGAUUAUGACAUCCAGGCAGAGUUGGGACGGGGAAAAUUUGGCAUUGUUUAUCGAUGCAGGGAAAAAGUGAGCGGUUUGAUGCUCGCGGCAAAAGUGGUGAACAUCUCGAAGAAAGAAGACAGACGAACUGUGCAGAGAGAAGUCGAAAUCAUGCGGCGCUUACAGCAUCCACGAUUGAUUCAGCUUUACGACGCUAUAGACGCAGGAAAACACAUAUAUGUUAUUCUAGAAUUGAUCGACGGCGGCGAGCUCUUUGAGAGAGUGAUAGACGAUGAUUUUGUACUGACGGAACGUAGCUGCGCCGUAUUUAUGCGACAGAUAUGCGAAGGAAUAGAAUUCAUGCACGGUCAAGAUAUCUUACAUCUUGACCUAAAACCUGAGAAUAUUCUGUGUCUAACGAAAGAAGGUAACAGAAUCAAAAUCAUAGAUUUCGGUCUAGCGAGGGAAUACGAUCCGAACAAGAAGCUCCAAGUUUUAUUUGGUACACCCGAAUUUGUUGCCCCGGAAGUCGUGAACUUCGAUCAGAUUGGUUUUGGUACCGAUUUGUGGAGCAUAGGUGUAAUUUGUUACGUCUUAUUGUCCGGUUUGUCACCGUUUAUGGGCGAUACGGAUAUCGAAACGAUGGCUAAUGUAACUAUUGCAAAGUACGAUUUUGAUCACGAAGCUUUCGCCGACAUUUCCGACGACGCGAAGGAUUUUAUUAGAUGCCUAUUGGUAAAGGACAAAGAAAAGCGAAUGACGGCGUCGCAAUGUCGGGAGCACCCAUGGCUGAUACGGAAGACGAACAAGACUGUCAGAAGUGAGAAGGAAGUCGCGGAACUCGCAGCAACCGAACGAACAGCCCUAAUCGAAAAUCGUCCUGUCGUAGAUAUCGAUAACAGCAAGGAGGAACUGGACGUAGCGAAAGAUAAUCUCAGAUUGUUCGUCGAACGUUGGCGGGAACAUCCGGACAGUCCGUAUACGAUCGAUUCGUAUCAGACUUUGCCGAAAAAUUCGCUUCACGAUCAUGACGAGGUGUCCUUGCGAGCUCAAAGUCCUUCUCCUUGCGACAGUCUUUGUAGCGGCAGCACGCAAUCGGAGAAGAUGAUGGACAGAGUCGAGAGUUCCGGUCACCUAUUAUCCGUGCCAAGUAUCAGCUUGUCCUGGGAGAGAAGAGCCUCCGAGGGUACAACACAGAACCGUCGCGAUCCCGCUAGUCAAAUCGCUCUGGCCGAAGAGAUUAUCAGACUGUCCGAACAUUUGCGCACGAUUGCUCUGCGAUCGACUGAGGAAGAUACUGAGAUGAACGCAACAGAAACGUCGUUACAACGUUCCAUCAAGAGACCGGGCGACGUUGGGAACAAUCGCGGUACGUACUCGAAGAAUAACGUAACAGUGACCGUGACUCGCAGCAAUCAAGAGACCAAUGAGAUCACGGAAAAAUUGUCGCGUAUGACCCGGCAACGAAAGUUGAAUGGGACGACCUUUCACAGUAGCCGAAGUUUUGAUCGAUAUAAUGUCGACGUAAAUCCCGAAAACCUGUUUGUAGCUCUGAGGCGAACCAGCAUCAGCGACAGCGAGACAUCCGAGAGGGGCCGCAAGUAUUCCCUUGAACAAACGAUCGCCGAUGAAAUGAGGGAGGAGUUUAAUUUCGACGAGAGGAUGAAGAAAAAAACCAUUCAGCCGUCAUCUCUUCUUAAAGAAAAGGAGGACAAGAAAAUGGACUUGACGCCACCGUGGCGGCGGUCGCGAGUGAAACGGUCUUUUGGCGAGACCAGCAGAGAUGUGCCGCGUAUAUCGAAUCUGCGGAAUCUGCACAAAAAUCUGAACCUCGACGAGCCGGGAAGUGCUAAGGACUUGUUGUUACAUUUGCUGGGCGAAUGGGAGGAAGUCACCCCGUCGUCCCGCGAUAGUGCCGGAAGAAAGUCUGUGAGUCUGGAUUGGUGCAGCCAAUCCGACACGGUCGCCAGGAAGACGAUGAACUCGUUGGCGGAAUACUUCCAAUCGAAACAGUAGGAAGCAAACUUUCGAUCGCGUCGUCCGUUGUUACGUCAUAUAUGUAUCGUUAAAAUCGCGUCGUUUAUAUAUUGUUACAAUGCUUGAAUUUUUCAAAUGCAAAAUGCAAAAAAUCGUCGAUCGGUCACAAACACGCAAACCACUAUAGAAAAAAAGCAGAAUUAAAAAAAAAGGAUCGAUAAGAAUUAACCUUGCAAACUUGAAAAUUUUUUUAUUACGCUGAACCCAUACAGCACCGACGCAGAUUGCGGAAACAUUGCAGAGACAUAUUGCAUUGUAAGAUCGCAAUGUUGUAGCAACGUUGUGUAAUAUUGUUGCGACGUUGAAACGUUCACCCUCACAGAGAUCUCGCAGUGCAACAUCACAGCAAUAUUGCGAUGUAAUUUAUUUGCAACAAUAUUACACACACAUAAGUAUAUAAAGCAAAACUGGAUAUUUGUGUAGAUGCGAACAAAACACAGGAUGUUUGUGCGGUUUAAUAUUUUUUAUUGAAAACUAAAAACUUACAAUUACAAUAACAUUAUAAAAUAUUUAACAGAACGAUGGCUCUUAGAAGCAGACACGGAUGUAGAGGUGCAAAUUUUGACUUUGUUUAUUAUAAAAGUAAAAAGUUUUCGACCUGUGGAAAACGUUCUACUUUUUUUACUUUUAUAAUAAACAAAGUCAAAAUUUGCACCUCUACAUCUGUGUCUGCUUCUAAGAGCCAUCGUUCUGUUAAAUAUUUUUUAAAUUGUUGAAGCGUUACACACAUCAAAA